AUGGACUCAAAAGCUCAAGAAUACUUCAACCACAUCGAACCUGCAGAAGAGCAGGCCGACCACGGCCCCUCUCAGAGCGAAAUCCACACGCUCAAAGCCCUUCUGGCCGGCGACCUCCCAGUGGCCGAAGCGGCUCGAGACCUCGUCAGCAGGACGGCCCGCUCGACGGAUAUCUACAUGAUGAAGAACCGCUUCAGCAAGCUGCAGCAGCUGCUCAUUAACACGGCUGUACACCUCCCCUGGACGCAGUUGUGUAUUGUUGAUCUCCUGCUGGUGAUCCGGAUGCUGGACCCCGCGGAAGUGCAGAGGAGGGCCGUGCCUGAGAUUGUCCCGUUUGGGGAUAUCUUGUCGGGACUCGGGGGCUGGGGGCAUAGGGUCUGUGAUACCAUUGGUAACUACGAGUGUCGCUACCUAGACCAACAAGUCGAGAAUUCAGCAGAAGGACCAUUGGGCGGCUCUGAGUCUGAGGGAAACGCAGCACAACAAUACGCAGCCCUCGUAGAGUUCAGCGCCCGUCUGACAGCGACGCGCGACCCCGUCGUCGGCGACUUGGCCUUCGUCCGCCGUUGUGCCUCCUGCGUCGUCCGGGCCCUCGAUAUCGAUACGGACAACCGCGGCCGCCGGCGGUUCGGGUCCGAGGCCGAUCUCAUGGCGUCGGCUCACUUGUGCACGCUGUGCCCGCGCCGGCUGCUGGGGAGGUGUAAGGCGGGUGAUACGAUUGAGUGGUUUGACGGGGAGGCUGUUAGCAAGGGUGGUGGUGAGGUCUUGUGGGAGGGCGAUGUGGCGAAGCUGUCGGUGGAGCGGUGGGAGCAUUGGAGGGAGAGGUGGCGGGUUUUGAUGGAGAAGGGUGGGUUGAGGGAUGAGGUUGGGAGGGUGGUUGCUGGGGCGCUUGGGGCGAUGGAGGCGGCUGGAUCUCCUUCCUGA
Messenger RNA from Anthostomella pinea, 924 nucleotides. The record is from the annotation of a GenBank genome assembly. NCBI's taxonomy places the organism in Eukaryota, Fungi, Ascomycota, Sordariomycetes, Xylariales, Xylariaceae.